This is a messenger RNA of Manis javanica (Malayan pangolin), 7766 nucleotides long. RefSeq names its product proline rich and Gla domain 3 (gene PRRG3). Gene Ontology annotation, cellular component: extracellular region. Gene Ontology annotation, molecular function: calcium ion binding. Lineage: Eukaryota; Metazoa; Chordata; Mammalia; Pholidota; Manidae. The record is from RefSeq and is a predicted model, not a curated record.
GGCCCUGCUGGCAGAGGCGCCUCGGCGAGGUGGCGGGCUGCGUGCGCGAGCGGGGCGGCCGCCUCCCGGCCCGGAGAUCGGGGAGGCCGUUUGGGCUGGGUGCUCCGACUCCGAGGGCACGGUUCGUGGCCAGGGCCGCGGAGCUGAGCUUCGGGAACUUUGGGGGGAGUAUCUGGAGGCCCGGCCGGGCCAAGGCGCUGGGGGUCUUGAGCAGACCCGGGAGAAGAGUAUUAUUGCUGGAGUCCGUGGGUAGGGCACUGGUGGCAGGCCACAGUGGGCGAGGACAGGCACUGCCAGGGCUGGCAUGAGUGGAGGGGGACAAGGAGGGCUGGAGUUUGAGUCGGAGCCUAAUUCGAGAGGUCCGUGGCAGUGGGUGGGUUGAUGAGUCAUGAGAUUUGGAGAUCAGAGGAGCCUUUCCUAGCGACGAGUUCUGAGUGUGGGAGAUAAAAAGGGCCAGGAUUUGGAGGUGGCUUGGAGGCCACGUCUUUGGACAGCAGGUGUUGGAAUGGCCACCAAUACCCAUGUGAGGGACUUUGGGAACGACGUCUCAAAUUGCUGUUGAUUCAGAAGCUUUGGCUGGGGGUGACGUAAAGGAAGGUCUUUGUGGUGGCCAGUCCCUGCCUUCCUUCCUUUCCAGGCCUUCAGGAUUCAGCUGUGUUCCUGUGGGGAGCGGGUUAAGAAUUCCUCUGGCCUACAGUCAGCCUUACAGCACCCACUGGGGUAGGAGGGACAAACAUGCGUGACUGCAGCAGCCUUGUCUGUGUGGAGCCCGCGCGCUUCCUCACCGUUACCAUAGAAACAGCCUAUUGAUGGUGUAUUUAUAGGGGAAGAAGCAGGCGCUACAUUUUGGGGAGGAGGCCUCAGAGCAGCAGCAGCAGUGAUGGAUGGUGGCCACGAAAUUGCUCAUUGGAGGAGUUCCUGGCUUGUUUGAAGCUUAAAAAUGAAUGGAUGACUUUUGCAGGUGCCAGGAUAGUGCACGUGGGGCUGUGACAUGUGUGGAUGUGCACACACCAGAGUCGGGUGUGUCGGGGACAAGAGGUGGCUAUAUGUAAGCUGCUGUAUAAUUUUAACACAAAACAAUGAAAAACAGCCACAACACAACAUACAUUAUGAGGAAGGCCUUUACUCAUUCUUUUCAAACCCUGACACAGCAGCUCCAUUUUUCUUCAAUCUAAAACCUUGCUGUUAGGCAUGCCACACCCACAGCCUCAUCACUGGACUGGCAUGGGCUCUAGGGGAACCUCAGAUAUUCAUAAUGGAAGCAGAAAUUACUAUUCAUUGUUACUCUUAAAAGCCUUGAGGGUCAACUUUUCUCACAGUGGCUGGCCCAUCUGUUGACAGACUCACUUGUUGAUAGUUUUGGGUGCGAUUAUUGUGUUGUUCAAAAGAGUAAAGCCUCCUUGACAUGAUGUUCCCAUGGAUGAAUGGUAGAUUUGCUGUUUUUCCUUUAGCUUUAAUUUUACUUAUGAUUUAUAUCCUGUUUGCCACAAAGAUUCGAUGGUGUAUUUUAAAUAUACAUAACACUCUGAAAACAUAAACAGAGAAAGGUAUACCACAUCGCAGGGGAGAAGCAUAUGUGCUUUACAGCUGGACUUCCAGGGCGCCUGUGCUUGAUGGUCAAUGUUAAUGCUGACUUCCCUGGUGGCCUAGACAAAAACAGUGGCACAGUGGGUUACACCGUUCACAUGUCCUAAACCAGAGGCUCUGCCUGGGGAGGGGAGCAGCAGAGGGAUUGUUCCCAGAUGUGGACAGCGUGGCCAAGUGCUCUGAAACAUGCCCACAAGUGGGAUUGUGUGCUGGGCCGAGGAGUGUGCUGUGGUUAUGGUUUCUGUAUUGGCUGGGCCAUCCCUGAGCAGAAGCAAGGCUUGCAGACAAUAGCUUGUUUGGAACACUUGUGUCUAGUUAGGGUCUUGGUUUUCAUCCUGCCAACCAAUGUCUUUGUACUCUGUGGCGCUGUGCUUAAUGCAAAGAGAAGAGAUAUGACUGCUUUCAGAAGACCUUUGCCACCCUGUCUGGUGAAGAUAAACAUACCAGGUCACUUGAGUUUGGGCCAUGGCUUUUGAGAUGAUGGUCACAGACAUUAUAAGCUUUGUCAAUGCCUACUUCUUAAACAUGUGCUGCCUGUUUUCAAGAAAUGUGCUUGUCAUUAGAGGUACAUGGGACUUGCCAUCUCAAGCAAAAUCAGGUCCAACAACAGACCCCGUCUCUGUCACUGUUGCUUUGCUUGACCUGGCCUAAGGCCCCAUCUCUCAAGUCCUUCCAACACAGAAGUGCAAAGACUCAUUGACAGGAAGCGGGGAAGGGGCAACUGAGACACUGGAUCUGAGAGAGCAUGAUGGCAGUGUUUCUAGAGGCCAAGAACGCCAAUUCAGUCCUGAAACGAUUCCCUCGUGCCAAUGAGUUCCUGGAGGAGCUGCGCCAGGGUGCCAUCGAGCGGGAGUGCAUGGAGGAGAUCUGCAGCUAUGAGGAGGUCAAGGAGGUGUUUGAGGACAAGGAGAAGACGAUGGAGUUCUGGAAGGGGUACCCGAACGCAGUCUACUCAGUCCGAGACCCUGUGCAAAGCUCAGAUGCCAUGUACGUGGUUGUGCCCCUUCUGGGGGUCGCGUUGCUGAUUGUCAUUGCCUUGUUCAUCAUCUGGAGGUGCCAGCUGCAGAAAGCCACCCGUCAUCACCCGUCAUAUGCUCAGAACCGGUACCUAGCCAGUCGCACUGGGCACAGCCUCCCCCGGGUCAUGGUGUACCGGGGCACUGUGCAUAGCCAGGGGGAGUCCUCUGGGCACCGUGAGGCAGGGAGCAAUGCACAGGUGGUGCUGGGGCCCAGUCGGGGGGGCAGAACUACGGUCCGCCUCGAGAGCACCCUCUACCUCCCUGAGCUCUCUCUCUCCAGACUGUCCAGUGCCACGCCUCCGCCAUCCUAUGAGGAGGUGACUGCACCCCAGGAGAGCAGCAGUGAGGAGUUGAGUGUCUCUUACAGUGACCCACCUCCAAAAUAUGAGGAAAUAGUGGCCGCCAACCCUGGCUCCAACAAGUAGUGGGACUCGUGUCCUGUCCGGUGUGAAAGCCUCUUUCAGGGGUCUCCUAUGUUCUUUUUAACUUUUUUAAGACUUUGCCACCACAAAGCAGCCUUAGCCUCCUUGUUGCCAAAUACUUUCCUAACCGUGCAUUCAUAAGAAGUGAGUUGUUAGAGACAGGUGGAGGGGGGAAGAGAACACACAUGUGUCCAGGCCUCUGUGGGGAGCCACAGGCCGCAGAGCCCAGCUCUUCCAGAAGCCUCCAAGCCGCCCACCAUCCUGUCCUCCUGUCAGGAGCCGGCUUCUCUUACGCCAAAGGAGUCACCCCAUUGAGUUGAUUGUGGCCAGUGCAUUCAUAGGCUCAGGACCCAGGGCCGUGCAGCUGGCUGGAGACCUGUCUUGGGUCUGGAGGCCUAGGCCAUGGAGAGGAGGGAGAGAAGCCAGCCCUUGAGCACCCUUGCUUCUCAACAGUCCUGUGCUGCUGUCCUGGUCUACAUUUUGAGGACAGGAGCAAGGACUCAGCAGAAAACAAAAAGAAUUAACAAUAAAUAAAUGGCAAACACAUUAAAACACUAUAACCUGGGCCAUUGGUGGGAGGGCAGGGGGAAUCAGUCACACAGAUCUAUGACACACCCAUCCACCAACACCCAUCCCCCACACUCCUGACCAGGUCAAAGGACAGCCCAGAGCAACCUGGAAGGGGGACAGCGUGUGUGGGGCGGGGGGCUGGGGCUGGCUGGCCGGGCUGCCUCCUCUAGAUUGGGAAGGGGCCGUCAGGAACUUGCCAUCUAGGAGGGCGGCUCUGGCUGUGCUUGGCCCCCCUAGACCUUGGCUGUCCAGACACAUGUGCUGGCCGUGCUGAAACUGCUACCGGCUGGCAGGUGCCCAGUAAUAGGCCCACGAAAGCCAACGCUUCUGAGCCAGCCUCCAAAUGUUUGCGGUUUGGGGUACAGGCUGGGUCAGAGAACUGCAGUUUUCUCUUUGUGAAGUUGAUCGGCUCUGAGGAUAAUUAAACCCUCAGUCUUGGCCUCCGCAGCUCUGUGCUCCCUGGCUUCGAACUUCUAGGAUACUUCCGUUUUUGUGAGUGGUUGCGUUGACUUGAACUUGAACUUCAGAUGUUGAUUUUACCUUAAUGAUGGUGCUCACCUGGGGAGAAGAUUCCACAGUGUCCCUGUUAGAAAUUGUUUUGCGGAAGAGACAGUGAAGCCGAUGACCUGGGGCUGAAGGCCCACCUGGGAUUUGCUGUGUUGUUGCCAGGUGCCAGCCCAUUUUAGAAACCCCUUUCUGCAGCCCAGGAGCUGUCCACCUCUCCAUGUCAAUGAGGUUUCACAGCAGUGGGGCAGAGGGGACCUGCCCUUUAAGUGUCAGACACCAGGCAAAAGACACUGUGGAGGCUGACUCCCCCAAUCCCUCUGCCUCCCUCCUCCUGGCCUCGGUGCCAAACCACUUGUCCUCUGUGGUGCUUUAAAAAAUGUAGCAAAUAUUGGUGAGGCCCCAAAGCGUGCACAGCCAGGGUCUAUUGGCAACCACAGCAGUUUCAACGCCACUGAGAAGACAAGCUUCUUUCUAUCUGAACAGCUCUCCAUGGCGGGCAUCAGGCUGCCUCCUUAGCGUGCAGCCCUGCCUUGCGGCCCCAGAUGACUUCUGGAGGACCCUGCAGCCCUGGGGACUUGUCCCAGGACAUGCUUCAUGUCCCACCGAGACCACCAGCUUGGGCAGCGUGGCCCUGUAGUUGGGCUUUUCCAUCCUUCCCCCUACCUCACAGGCCUGUGGGAGGCUGACUCAGCUAAUGCCUGUGCGCUUUGCCCUUAGGAAGAUUCUUCUAGAAAUGGGUCGGUUAUAGGGGACCAGUCUUAGCAGAGGCCUUCGUAUGACUCUGAUGUUGAGUCUCCACCUGGGUAGUCAGUCUCCUGCCAGCUGACCCCUUCUGUCCUCACCCUAGCCCUGGGAGCUCCCCAAUGCCAGAGGUGCUGGCCAGGCGGCAUUCCACCUUCCCUUCAUUUCCUCCCUCUGGGCCACUAGCACCGCGCUCCUGCCCUUCCUCACAAAGGCAUGUGGGGCCUAGAAGGCCGCUCCUUUUUCCAUGAUGGCAGCUGGAGUCACUCCUACUCGGCCACGCUGGAGGACCUGGGGCAGCCUGAAGCUCUGGGCCAGCCCCUGCUCUCCCAGCAUUUCCUCAAGCAGGUACCUGCAUGGGACCUGGGAGCAUGGGAGAAGAUGCCUGUCCCUGUGUGUCUCCUCCCCACCGAGCAGAGCCGAAGGGAGCAUGCGGAGGAAUGCCUGCUGCCUUUGGCAUCUGUUGAGCCGUUCCCUGCCGAGCCACCAGGGAGCUGGCAGCCAGGUGGGGAUGGGAGAGAGCGGGAAGCCAGAGCCCGGCCUGGUGGAGGGCAGCACGUGUCCCUAAAGCCCUGUGUGCUCUGCUUCAGUCGCCUUGCGGGGCUCUUCUAGGUACAGGUGCCACCAUGGCCUCUGGGAUAUUUUUUGCAGCAUAUUGUAGAAGAAAGACUGCCACACACAGUGGUCAUGACUCCUUGUGGUGCACGUUUGGCUUUUAUGAAUGCUCUGUACAUAUCUUUUCAAACUGUCUUCGUAUGGAUGUUGUUUUGAUACAGUGCUAAAUCUGCAGUAGCCACAUCUUUGUUCAUGGACUUGUGCGUAUGUGUGUGUGUGCAUAUACAUGUGUGCACGUUGCCUUUUCUCACAUGCUUAUCUGAAACAAUAGCCAGUGUGUGGCUAUAUUUGUACCAGGAGGGUUCCGGUCUGUAGGGGGGAAUGUCGCCUCCGGGGGCUGGGCAGCCUGGCGACAGGGCCCUGGGCAAGAAAAGCUGAGAGCAGCUGCGGGAGCCUCUGCCCCCCUUCGGAAAAGGCUUUGGAAGAAGCUGAGGCAGCUCCAUCUGGUGGGCCCCUGCCCUGGGGACCUUCGGGCGCGGUGCCCCCUGCCUGGGCCCCAGCUCCUGUUCUCUGGGCAUCAGCAGCUGAAGGAAAUCUGAGCACUCCUGAGCAUUUUUAUUUUUAUUUAAAAAAUUUUUUUUGGUGGAAAGAUGUGUGACUAUUAACUUUGGGAAUGGCGGGGCUAGUUGUUGAGAUAUUUUUCAUUUAAAAAAGGAAAAGGCUUUAAAAGAUUCCUUGAAAUUUGACUGUCACUUGUUUUCAACCAAAAACUCUUUAAGAUACAAGAAUGGCAAUCCUGCCCCUCCCCUGCUGCUCCCCCUCACUGGGGGAUUUCAAGAGAACACAGCCGGCAGGCUGACCUAAGGCCAGGGGCCUCCCCCUCCACUGGCCAUUAGUGUGAGUUCCUCAGGGUGCCCAACUGUUUGGAUGGUGGCUUUUUGGUAACCAACUGUGAGGGAUUCGGGACAGGAACGUGUCUUUGUGUUAAGGAGUUGGAGCCAGAUGGUUCUUCUCUGGCUCAGGGGUUGAUCUUUUGACAACCAAAUGGCAUAUCCUAUGAGAAGAAAAAAAAACAACACUGCCUCUAGAUUGAUUGUUCUUUUGUCUGGGAGAGAGAGCAUGAGUGAGAUCAUUGAGAGAGACUCCCUUCCCUACUCUCUGGCUUUCUGGGAGCCGGCCUGUGCUCUGUGUCUCCUGUGCUCUCACGUUCAAGGCUGAGAUGGGAGAGCUGGACAGCAAGGCUGCUGGCCUAGGCUGCUCUUCAGCUUGACAAGUAAUGAAGCUCCAUGUCAGGAUCAUGCUGAUUCAGAAACAAGUGCAUUCUUGCCACUGAACUCUAGUCACACUAAUCAGUAUAAUUAGCUAAUUAAAAAGUACUGUAAUCAGGCUGCCUGCAACUAUGGUAAAAGCCCAUUAAUUUGAAGCGCACUAAUUCAGAACUUAGGGAAAAUCACGACCUCACAGAAUUCAUGGUAUCUGCAAUUCUUGCUCCAUAGAAAUAUUUGAAAUUCUCUCCCCUGUAGUCUAUUUCCAGGUCCAUAUGUGUAAGAUGGAUCUUGUUUGAAAUGAGUACUUUUUUCAAAUGAAGGCUCAAGAUACUAAGGAUCCCUUCACUGUGCCUUCAGCUUUGGGGUUCAGCGAUUCUCAUACGCAAGCCUCUUGCCACGCAGGAUGUUGGGUAUUGCAGCUUUGCAUCCGACUCCUUUAUUUACCCUGUGAAUAACAUAGUUUGUGAGUUAGACUGCAAUUUAAAAUAAUGUAACUGUGUAUCUUGCUAAAUAUUCUGUCAAACAGAUGUUUCACUGUCAGACUGGCUGCUCCCAUUGUUCACUCCCAAAUAUUCAAAUGCAGGGAGUGUUUCCAUUCACAGGCUGUGGGUGGUGAGUCUCUCUCCAGCAAGAAUUUCUCUGACAAAGGUAUGCAAGUGGCACGCCUUGUGGGGUCAGUGCCGCAGCAGUUUUUCACCUGCCAUAGCCCACUCCCACCCCCAGCCCGAGCAUCAGCUACAGCUUUCGCCUCUCAGUCUCUCUCCCUUUAUGGGUGCCACUUUCACAGGCUUGAAACACCUGCUGUUUCACUCUGUGAUCAUGAAUUUGUGAUGGUGGAAACUCUGAUACGUGCAACUGAGCUUAUAGACAUGAUUACUGUGAAAUGGAUUCAUUUUGGUACCAGUUUGAACUGUGCUCGUAUUCAUGUGUUGCCCCAUGUCAGCUGGGAAAUCCGUACCUUCAGUAAUAUGUCAGGAUUUCGCUGGACCUUGGGGGCAACAAACUUGCUUCUGAUUUCUCUCUAUAAUUGUUGAGUUUGGCUGUUAAAUUUCAUCUCUUUCUGUACAAGAAGAUAAUGAAUAAUAAUAAAGAGCAAA